UCAUGGACUACACGCAGCAGACAGCAACCCACGUCGGUGGCUCUGACUACUUUGGACUGGGGCUGGUCAACUUUGAAAUUCAUGAGAACAAUAUUUCCCAUGAGACCCAGGGGCUCAGUGGAAACCAUCUGGUGGUACGACGGGGGAAACCAUUCAAAGUGACUUUGCUGUUCAAAGGCCGGUCUUGGAAUCCCAACAAUGAGAGACUGGUCCUGGAAGUUUGCUUAGAGGGUUCGUCACAAAAGAUUCCAGUUCUUUUUGAGGAACAGUCAGCCCCACAAGGAUGGUCGGCUACAGUUCCUGCGGGAAAAAUCAGUAGGCAGUCAGUCAUCAUCCAUGUCUGCUCCCCUGUUCUGUCCCCGGUGGCUCUGUACCAACUCCUGGUCCACAUAGAGACCAUAGAUCACAGAAUGACUUACAUGGUGGGGACAUUUGUUCUGCUCUGCAACCCUUGGCUAAAAGAUGAUCCAGUGUACAUGCAACAGGAUGCCCACAUAAAAGAGUACAUCAAGAAUGAUUAUGGACUGAUUUUUACUGGCACUCCUUCAAAUGUUCAAGAACGACCCUGGUCAUUUGGUCAGUAUGAACCUGGAGUCCUGGACGCAUGUCUGAAGCUCCUGCAGCUCAGCAACGAGCAUUUACACAACAGCAGCAGAGACUACGCUUUAAGAGCUGACCCCGUCUACAUCUCCAGGGUGAUCUGUGCCAUGGUCAACAGCAAUGAUGAUCUUGGUGUUUUGCUCGGAAGGUGGAAGGACAAUUACACAGAUGGCGUGAAACCGACAGACUGGAGCGGCAGCGCUGAUAUCCUUCACCAGUGGCUCUCAUCCAACGGCAAACCUGUACGCUACGGACAGUGCUGGGUGUUCGCAUCGGUCCUCUGCACAGUUAUGAGAGUUCUGGGCAUCCCCUCCAGAGUGGUGACAGUUUUUACCGCAGCACAUGACGCCGAUGGCAACACCACCAUCGAGGAGUUUUACACAACCAGUGGAGAAAAGCUCAGCCUGUCUGAUGACAGCAUUUGGAACUUCCAUGUGUGGGUGGAGUGCUGGAUGAGGAGGUUAGACCUCGGUGCAGAGUUUGAUGGUUGGCAGGUUGUGGAUCCAACACCACAAGAGAAGAGCGGAGGGAUGUUCCGCUGUGGCCCUUGCCCAGUAGCUGCCAUCAAACAUUGCAUCAAUGUGCCAUUCGACACCCGAUUUCUCUACGCUGCUGUUGAUGGUGACGUUCAUCGUUUGAUCAUACAUAACGGGUCGGUGGUGGGAAGGACGGUGGACACUGAGUGCGUGGGAGAGCUGAUCUACACCAAAAGCAUCGGAUCGGACACUCCGCAGAAUCUGACCAAUACUUAUAAGGGCAUAAAAAGGCCACAAGAUGCAAGUACACACCAGUGUGAACUCCUGAGUUACAACUCAAGAGCCGCACGUUCUGGCACAUUAUCUUACUCCUGCAUGUCCUCUCAUACAGGAAGUAGUUUAUUUGCGAGCCCACAGAUGUAUUCUGCCUCCAUAACUCCAGCAGAUGAUGCUGUUGGAGAAACAUCAUGUGGUUUGCAGGUGUCCAUAACCAUCCCAGGCUCACCUUUACUGGGUGCGAACAUCGACGUGUGUGUGAAAGUCACAAACCACUCAAGCAGACCGAGAGACCUGAUGGAACACGUUAACGCUCAGCAGAAAGAGUACAACAGAGACCCACAGCAGAGCUUCUGGAGAGCACAAAGAGAGGUGCACAUACAGACACACCAAGCGUUAACGCUCCGGCACACCAUUCCUUAUUCUGAGUACGAGUCCACCCUGAAACCUGAUAGUGUGGUGAAUGUGGCAGUGGUGAUGCAGGACCUGAUGACCAGAGAAAGAGUCCUGGGUGCACACGAGUUCAGCGUGAGCACAGCGCAGAUAACGAUACAGAUUGAAGGAGGUGACCGAAUUCAAAUGAAGAAAGAAAAAUCAGCUCGAGUGACUUUCACCAACCCCUUUGAAAGAGCUCUGUCUGAAGCUGUGCUGAGCGUGGAGGGAUCCGGUUUGAUCAAGGGCAAACAGGAGGCCAAGCUGCUUCUCCUGAAGCCAGGCGAGAAUAUCAAGAAGACCGUGUCCAUCAUGGCCACUUCACCUGGCACCAAAGUGCUCAAGGCCACUUUGUCCCACAGCAGCAGCUCCAUUAUGGUGUCCAGGAGCUUCCACAAAGUUUCUGUAUCGUCUGCAUGACAACAAAGAACUCAUCGUCGCAGA
Nematolebias whitei (Rio pearlfish) is the source of this 2228-nucleotide messenger RNA. RefSeq names its product protein-glutamine gamma-glutamyltransferase 5. Gene Ontology annotation, molecular function: protein-glutamine gamma-glutamyltransferase activity. The record is from RefSeq and is a predicted model, not a curated record. Gene Ontology annotation, biological process: peptide cross-linking. Lineage: Eukaryota; Metazoa; Chordata; Actinopteri; Cyprinodontiformes; Rivulidae. The transcript is spliced from 16 exons. The coding region runs from base 3 to 2204 and encodes 733 amino acids.